GGCACCCCGGCGCCCGGCGCCUCGGGAGGCAGGAUGAGCAUCGAGAUCCCGGCGGGCCUGACGGAGCUGCUGCAGGGCUUCACGGUGGAGGUGCUCCGGCACCAGCCCGCGGACCUGCUGGAGUUCGCGCUGCAGCACUUCACGCGCCUGCAGCGGGAGAACGAGCGCCCGGGCGCCGCGCGCUGCGCCCACGAGGGCAGGACCUGGGGGGACGCCGGCGGGGGCGGCACCCCGAGCAAGGGGGUCAACUUCGUCGAGGAGCCCGUGCGCAGCGGCUCGGAGGACGGCGAGGACGACGAGGAGGAGGAGGAGGCGGCCGCCGCGGAGGCGGGAGCGUUCAACGCUCCCGUGAUAAACAGAUUCACACGGCGUGCUUCAGUAUGUGCAGAAGCUUAUAAUCCUGAUGAAGAGGAAGAUGAUGCCGAGUCCAGGAUUAUACACCCCAAAACUGACGAUCAAAGAAAUCGAUUGCAAGAGGCCUGCAAAGACAUCCUGCUCUUUAAGAACCUCGACCCGGAGCAGAUGUCUCAAGUAUUAGAUGCCAUGUUUGAAAAAUUGGUUGAAGAAGGGGAACACGUAAUUGAUCAAGGCGAUGAUGGUGACAACUUCUAUGUAAUUGAUAGAGGAACAUUUGACAUUUACGUGAAAUGUGAUGGCGUUGGAAGAUGUGUGGGUAACUACGAUAAUCGUGGGAGUUUUGGUGAGCUGGCCUUAAUGUACAAUACUCCCAGAGCAGCUACAAUCACUGCUACCUCUCCUGGUGCUCUGUGGGGUUUGGACAGGGUAACCUUCAGGAGAAUAAUUGUAAAAAAUAAUGCCAAAAAGAGAAAAAUGUAUGAAAGCUUUAUUGAGUCACUGCCGUUCCUUAAAUCACUGGAGUUUUCUGAACGCCUGAAAGUGGUAGAUGUGAUAGGCACCAAAGUAUACAACGAUGGGGAACAAAUCAUUGCUCAGGGAGAUUCAGCUGAUUCCUUUUUCAUUGUAGAAUCUGGAGAAGUGAAAAUCACUAUGAAAAGAAAGGGUAAAUCUGAAGUGGAAGAGAAUGGUGCAGUGGAAAUUGCCCGGUGUUCUCGGGGCCAGUACUUUGGAGAACUUGCUCUGGUAACUAACAAACCUCGAGCAGCUUCUGCGCACGCCAUUGGAACCGUCAAAUGUUUAGCCAUGGAUGUACAAGCAUUUGAAAGGCUUUUGGGACCUUGCAUGGAGAUCAUGAAAAGGAACAUCGCAACCUAUGAAGAACAAUUAGUUGCCCUGUUUGGAACAGACAUGGAUAUCAUUGAACCCACUGCAUGAAGCGAAAGUAUGGAGCAAGAAGACCUAUAGUGACAAAUUACACAGUAGUGGUUAGUCCACUGAGAUUGUGUUUGUGUAGAUGCCAAGCAUUUUCUGUGAUUUUCAGGUUUUUCCUUUUUUUUUUUUUACAUUUACAAUGUAUCAGUAAACAAAGUAGUGAUCUAAUAGUCAAUAUGUUUUCUCAUCAUAUUGACUAAAGAGUAGAUCAUAAAAAACAUUGAUAAAAAGACUUUCUACUCUAUAAAAUUAUUUGAACUAAAAGAUUGAUUCAAAUGAUUGUAAUAUAUUGCAAAUAUCUGUGUUUCAGAAGGUAAUGAAAG
Suncus etruscus (white-toothed pygmy shrew) is the source of this 1613-nucleotide messenger RNA. It is a transcript of the gene PRKAR2B, whose product is annotated as protein kinase cAMP-dependent type II regulatory subunit beta. Gene Ontology annotation, molecular function: cAMP-dependent protein kinase regulator activity. The transcript is spliced from 11 exons. Gene Ontology annotation, cellular component: cAMP-dependent protein kinase complex. The record is from RefSeq and is a predicted model, not a curated record. Bases 34 to 1293 code for a protein of 419 amino acids. Gene Ontology annotation, biological process: regulation of protein phosphorylation. Lineage: Eukaryota; Metazoa; Chordata; Mammalia; Eulipotyphla; Soricidae.